Molecule: messenger RNA, 1936 nt
Organism: Nematocida parisii ERTm1
Lineage: Eukaryota; Fungi; Microsporidia
Product: DNA ligase
Exons: 1
Coding region: 368-1867 (499 amino acids)
Biological process (GO): lagging strand elongation; DNA recombination; DNA biosynthetic process
Molecular function (GO): DNA binding; ATP binding; DNA ligase (ATP) activity
Source: RefSeq, a predicted model, not a curated record
GGCACACACAGCUCUCUGCUUUGACACACUCUCCGGGAUAUCCUCAAGGAAGGAGAUAAUUAAAAGACUCUCCCUGUACUACAGUGCUUUAAAUAUGACCGAAUUAAUUGAGUCUGUUUACCUCUCAAUUGCCAGAAUUUCCAGCGAGUCAAAUGGCGUGGAAAUGAACAUUGGUGAAAAUAUUUUAUUGAAGGCGCUGAGUAAAUUUAGUUCCCUGUCAGUUGAAAAUUUAAAAAAAAAAUAGAAAGAAAAAGGAGAUAUUUCUUCUGUUAUAACGGUAAAAAACAGACCAAAAUUAUUCUUUAUUAGGAAAAAUCAGGUUCUUUAUUUAUCUGAAGUAUUUUCGUGUUUAAAGGGUCUUUCAGAGAUGACUGGGAAGGACUCUACAGCACAGAAAGUGCAAAAAAUAGCAGAAUUGCUUACACGGUGCAGUGUAGAUGAAGAGAUCAAGUAUAUUAUACGGAUUAUUGAUGGGAAGAUGAAAAUCGGGUUAUCCACACAGAGUAUUUUAUGCGGGCUGGGGCUUUCAUUUAAGGAGCGGUUUGGUUUGAAAAAUAGUGAAAAAACCGUUAUUUUUGAUUCUGAAAAUGGAAAAAUUCAAACAGAAAAUAAUUUAUGCAGUAAUCAGAUUGAAUGGACAGAUGAUGAAAAUAAAGUAAUGGAGGAUAUAAAAGAAGCAUAUGCUCAAUUGCCUUCAUUUGAGAAAAUCAUAAAAAAUGUAUUUUCUAACGGAAUUUCAUCUCUCUCCUCGGAUUUAAUCACUCCCGGGUAUCCUUUAAGACCGAUGCUGGCGAUUCCUGAGAAGAGUCCAGAAACUGUCUCUGCUAGGUUUAAAAGUGAAUAUUUAGUGGAGUAUAAGUACGAUGGAGAAAGAGUCCAAGCACACUACUUCAACGGAAAAAUAGAAUUAUUCAGCAGGGGAUUAGAAUCUACAACGGAAAGGUUUAACCAAUUAAUUGACUCACUGAAGAAAUCGAAUAAAACCGGCGAGAGUUUUAUAAUUGAUGCAGAAGUAGUUGCGUACUGCAGGGAUACGCAGAAGAUCCUUUCAUUCCAGACACUAUCCAACAGGAAAAGGAAAUUUACAGAAUCAAAUGCGGGUAAGUCUGAGAGUGACAUUGCCUUGUUUAUAUUUGAUAUUCUGUACUUGGGAAGGCCUCUUAAUAAGAUGAGUAUACGGGAGAGGAAGAAGAUUCUGAAUGAAUCCUUUACUCAGAUAAAAGGAGAAAUAUUCAUUGCAGAGAGUUUUAUGUUCUGCACCAACGACUUAGAAAGGUUGAACAAGAUAUUUUCCGACUCACUGGCCAGUGGGUGUGAAGGGGUUAUGGUAAAGUCAGCUGACGAGACAGAUUCUGGGUACGAGCCAUCUAAAAGGAGUCAGAAAUGGGUUAAGCUCAAGUCAGACUAUAUCACUGGGUUAUUUGAGACUCUUGAUUUAUUGGUUAUAGGUGGAUACACUGGAAAAGGUAAGCGAACGGGCGUAUACGGCGGAUUUCUACUUGGGUGCCUAAAUGAAAAUGGCGUAGUAGAAACAAUCACAAAGAUAGGCACGGGGUUCAGUGAGGCAGUGCUUGAAGAUCUGAGUAAGGAGCUUAAAUCAUGCAUUACAACAGAAGCACAGACAGAGAUAAGCAUACAGAACACACCUGACGUAUGGUUUAAACCAGUCACUGUAUGGGAAGUGGCUGCCGCAGGAUUUUCUGUAUCCUCUGAGUAUACGGCUGGAAUGGGUGCAUUUGACCUUCCGGAUGGCAAGGGAAUUUCUUUGAGAUUUCCUCGGUUUAUUAGGCAAAGGGAUGACAAAGCAGCGGACAGUUCCACGUCAAGUGAGCAGCUCCUUCAUUUAUUCAGGGCAUCCCAGCAGUGAAUUUUCAGUUAUUUUUACUUAUAGUAGUACUAUUAGUGAAGACUUAAUGAGGUAGGAGUAAUAAAUUCU